This is a messenger RNA of Effrenium voratum, 1644 nucleotides long. NCBI's taxonomy places the organism in Eukaryota, Dinophyceae, Suessiales, Symbiodiniaceae. The record is from the annotation of a GenBank genome assembly.
AUGGCUUCGGCUCCGGGCCAUGUCUCCUACGUCAAGAUGAUGGAGCCAGUGACCCAGCCCGACCGGGAGGCGAAGCGCCGGAUUUCGGCGGCCUACGAGCCCGGCGCGAGCCUCGACCCGCGACGCAGGGAUGUGCUAGAGUCGGCGCGGCGGCGCUUCGAUGAGGCGGAGGCGAUGCAGCAGUCCCUGCGGCAGUGCCUCCACGAGGAGUUGGCACGAACCAAGGAGCUGCAGCAGCAGCUUCAGGCUCGCGCUCGGCGAGAGGAGGCUCCGAGGCUCUCACCUCGGGAUGUCGAGCUCAUACAGGAGAUGCGGAAGGAGCGCGCCAGGGCCUCAGCAAGUCGGGUCAGCGCUCUGGCGCAGCGACACGCCAUGGCCAUCGAUCUGGCGCGAGGGGUGCCCGUCCGGCCCAUCGGCAUCCAUGCCCAUGCGGCGGACCGCAGCAAUUGGGCCUUGCCAAUGGGGCACGGGCCAAGACGCCUUGGCCUUGCGCUGCCCAGCUGUUCCGUGGCAUCUUUUGCGUGUUUGUUCGGGUUCAUGGUGAACCUCCAGUCCGUGCUCGCCUGGGCGGGUGUCCAGAACCAUCGCCGUCGCCGCUUCGCACGGCUCGCGAUAGCGGACCCAGAGGUGGACGACUGCCCCGUGGAACAGGACUCCUUCCAGCUGGAGGGCCAAGACCGGCGGCGCCUGGACGUCUUGCUCUCCGAGCGCUACGGGCAGUCCAGGAGCUACUUCGACUCCUUGAUCCGGAAGGGGGCCGUGAAGGUGAAUGGCCGACUGAGAAAGAAGUCCUUCAAGGAGUUCAGGGACGGGGACGUGGUGGACGUGUCCUUCCUACUGGACGACAGCAGCUUGGACUUGGGCCCGGAGGCCAUCCCCCUGGAGAUACUCCAUGAGGAUGAACACCUGAUGAUCGUCAACAAGCCUCCGGGGCUGGUAGUGCAUCCUGCGCCGGGCAACUGGACCGGCACUUUGGUCAACGCGGUGCUGCACCAUUUGGGCGCCGCCGCCGCCGAGUUGCCCAGCACCGAGCCGGGGAAAGCGUCCGCGCGGCCGGGGAUCGUGCACCGACUGGAUGUGGGCACGUCAGGGGUCAUCGCGGUGGCCAAGACCGCGCAGGCCUUCACAGGCCUCAGCGAGGCCUUUGCCAGGCGCAAGGUCCGCAAGACCUACCUGGCAGUGGCUGUUGGGGGGCGCGGGUACUUCUUUGGGCACUCAGAGGGCGGGGGUCAUUUGGUGGACUUAGCAGUGGGCCGUUCGCGGGGGGACCGGCGCAAGAUCUGCGCGCUGCCGGAGGAGUGCGGGGGCCGCACGGCGGAGAGUUUGGUGCGGGGCCUGGCAAGGGACCAGGACCUGCUGCUGCUGGAGGUGAAGCCGCGCACGGGCCGCACCCACCAAAUCCGCAUCCACCUGGCGGAGGAACACACGCCCAUCUUGGGGGACGCCACCUACGGGUGGGCGUUCAUGAAUCGGCGCUACGCUUCCGCGGCCCAACGCCCCAUGCUGCACGCUUACCACCUUGCUUUUGAGCACCCGGUCUUCAAGGAGCUCGUGGAGUUUCGUGCUCCGAUGCCCGCGGACAUGCGGCGCCUGCUGCAGCGCAUGACCCCGGAGGAAGGCGUGGAGCUGGAGGCCUACCAGUAG